UUUCCCUAAUGAUGAAUGCAAUUCAAAGUCAAUUCUAUAUACCAGGACUUAAAAGAACUGUUCAAAAAUGUGUUCACCAUUGUUUAGUGUGCGUCCGUUAUAAGCAAAAGCUGAAGUCUCAGAUUAUGUCAGCUCUGCCCCCGGAAAGAUGCUCCUUUUCUUUACCAUUCACUUAUGCGGGUGUUGAUUUUGCGGGACCUUUUCAGAUAAAAUCAGCUAUACAUUUGGAAGCGUGCUCUAGCUUAUCCUCCGACGCGUUUUUAGCAGCUUUCGCACAGUUUACGGGUAGAAGAGGGUUGCCUAAACGCCUUAUGUCCGAUAAUGGCACAAAUUUUCUCGGCGCCAGUAGAUCGUUGCGAAAGGAAUCUCUCUUAUUUUUACGAAAAUCGGCAGAAGAUAUAAAUAAAAAAUAUGCAGUCCAUGGUUUUGAGUGGAAGUACAUUCCACCUAGUGCUCCACAUAUGGGAGGUCUUUGGGAGGCUGGUGUAAAAAUUUUUAAGAUUGACUUUCAGAAAAUAGCCGGCAACCGAAAGUUUAACUUUGAAGAGUUUUCGACUCUAUUAACCCGAAUUGAAAGUGUCCUAAACUCCAGACCUCUUUCCCCUAUGUCCGAGGAUCCUGAAGAUUUGCAAGCCCUAACUCCUGGUCACUUUUUAAGAGGAGCUCCAUUGAUAUUCGCCCCUGCCUUCAGAGAAUUUAUCGAUAAUAAACCGAUGGGAGCGGCUCAAGGCCUUUCAUCAUCGUCUUAG
Lucilia sericata (common green bottle fly) is the source of this 749-nucleotide messenger RNA. RefSeq lists its product as uncharacterized. Bases 9 to 749 code for a protein of 246 amino acids. The record is from RefSeq and is a predicted model, not a curated record. The transcript is spliced from 2 exons. Gene Ontology annotation, biological process: DNA integration. NCBI's taxonomy places the organism in Eukaryota, Metazoa, Arthropoda, Insecta, Diptera, Calliphoridae. Gene Ontology annotation, molecular function: nucleic acid binding.